This is a messenger RNA of Xiphias gladius (swordfish), 1396 nucleotides long. Its product is annotated as parathymosin. Gene Ontology annotation, cellular component: nucleus. The record is from RefSeq and is a predicted model, not a curated record. The coding region runs from base 188 to 529 and encodes 113 amino acids. Lineage: Eukaryota; Metazoa; Chordata; Actinopteri; Istiophoriformes; Xiphiidae. The transcript has 5 exons. Gene Ontology annotation, molecular function: histone binding. Gene Ontology annotation, biological process: negative regulation of apoptotic process; positive regulation of transcription by RNA polymerase II.
GCUGUAUCCAACGAGAGUGGACUUUCAACGAGGUCGAGAGAAAAGCGGGGACGGGAAGACAUCAUUUCUCUCUCAGCGUCUUUGGACUAUACACACGAAGGCAAAGACCAACAAAUUAAAAAAAAAAAAAAAAAAAUUACCCCCUAAAAAGGAAUAUAAUUAUCUAAAUUAAUUCACAAAAUUAACCAUGGCCGACACAGUUGUUGACACGACCGCUACUGCAGAGGUUACAGCCAAGGAACUGAAGGAGAAGAAAGAAGUAGAGGUGGCGGAGGAAGAGAAGAAGACCGACAACGGGGACGCACCUGCCAAUGGCACAAACGGUGCUGAUCACAGUGACAAAGUGGAAGAAACCGCAGAGGAGGAACACAAGAACGGAGAUGAGAAGGCAGAGGAGGCGCCCCCUGCUGAGGAGACUGAUGCACAGCCUGUGAAGCGUGCAGCUGAGGAGGAAGAGGAAAAGGUGGAGACAAAAAAGCAGAAGACAGAGGAAAAUGGAGAUUCAAAAGAGGCAGAAGUGGAGGCUUAGAUCUCUGCCCUGCAACUUGUUUGCAGCACUGUCUUACCAGCCUGGUCAACAUCGUGUUGUAGAGCUUGUGCUUUCUGUAUUUUUGAGAGAAAGAUUUCUUUUUGUUAACUCCCAUGUUAUCACAUUGCACUGGAGUCCUGAAACAUAGUGGCCCUGCAUCCUUUUUUAUGAAAUGUUAUUUAUUGGUCUUUAAAAUUAGCUUUUUUUUCUACGUGUACAAAUUGGGCCACAACAUGAGAUCAGUUUUUUUUUUUUUUCCUGUUUCCUUUUCCUUUUUUUUUCUUUUUUUUUUUUUUUUUUUUCUAUCAGUAUGUUAGAAGCACAAUCUCUAUAUCAGUACUGACCAGAUGAUUCAUACAUACAGGCAGCUGCUCACCUCUUCCAAGGCUCAUGUUGACCUCUCAGAUUCACUUAAAGGACCAAAGAUAAGUUUUAAGCAGGGGCUAAUGGACAGUUGUUAGCAUUAUUAGUUGAGGCAUGAUUUUUUGUGUUGAGCUGCUACUUAAUCCUUGGCUUGGCUGCCCUGUUAACAUAACAGAUGGUUCAAAUGAAUAAAGGGGCUCUGUCUUGUGCCUCCAUGAUAAGACUGCUUGACCCUGUCUUAUGGAGGCAGGAUUUUGCAAUGUUAAUUAACCCCUCUUAAAUCUUAAAGCUUUGGUCAUUUGUUCUGUAUGCAUUCCACGCAAGUUUGUACCAUUUAUACUUUGUUUUUCUUAUGUUUUCAAUGAGUUUUAUGUUAUGGCUGGGUAGCCCAGUUUUGUGUCCAAGACUGCCUUUUUCAGAACCAGAAUGACAUUUGGUUACUUCAGCCACUGCUUUGUAUAUUCUGAUUAACAAAUAAAUUGUCUUUUUACUUAAGUAUACCUA